AUGAGCGUUGAGCAUCAUCCACAACAGCAUUAUCAGGCUCAAAUCCAACAACAGAUGCAACAACAACAGAUGCAACAACAACAGAUGCAACAACAACAGAUGCAACAACAACAGCAGCAGCAGCAGCAAAUGCAGCAGCAGCAGCCGGAAACUCCGCAAAGACAGGUAUCUUUCAACGUUUCCGACCAUUAUCAAAUAUUGGAGAUUGUUGGUGAAGGAGCAUAUGGUAUCGUAUGUUCAGCCAUCCACAAGCCAUCACAACAAAAAGUGGCGAUCAAAAAGAUCGAGCCAUUUGAAAGAUCAAUGUUGUGCUUGAGAACCUUGCGUGAACUCAAGCUUUUAAAACAUUUCAAUCAUGAAAAUAUCAUAUCGAUACUUGCUAUUCAACGGCCAUAUGAUUAUGCCCAUUUUAAUGAGAUCUACUUGAUCCAAGAGUUGAUGGAAACAGAUUUACAUCGUGUGAUACGUACACAAACAUUGACUGAUGAUCAUAUACAGUACUUUACAUAUCAAACAUUACGAGCUUUGAAAGCUAUGCAUUCGGCAAAUGUUUUGCAUCGAGACUUGAAACCGCUGAAUUUACUACUCAACUCCAAUUGUGAUUUGAAAAUAUGUGAUUUUGGUCUUGCUAGAAGCAUAGCCUCCCUGGAGGACAAUUUUGGGUUCAUGACAGAGUAUGUGGCUACUCGAUGGUACAGAGCUCCAGAAAUCAUGUUGACUUUCCAAGAGUACACUACUGCUAUUGAUGUUUGGUCGGUGGGGUGUAUAUUGGCCGAAAUGUUGAGCGGCAGACCUUUGUUUCCAGGAAGAGAUUAUCAUAAUCAGUUGUGGUUGAUUAUGGAAGUUUUGGGUACUCCCAACAUGGAAGAUUAUUACAAUAUCAAAUCGAAAAGGGCAAGAGAGUAUAUUCGGUCAUUGCCAUUUUGUAAAAAGAUUCCAUUUGCUGAGUUGUUUAAGAAUGUGAAUAAUGCUCCAAUAAACCCACUAGCGUUGGAUUUGUUGGAAAAAUUACUAAUUUUUAACCCUGCUAAACGUAUCACCAUGGAAGACGCUUUGAAGCAUCCGUAUUUGCAAUUGUAUCAUGAUCCAAAUGAUGAGCCUGUUAGCGAAAAAAUCCCCGAGGAUUUUUUUGAUUUUGAUAAAAAGAAGGAUGAGUUGACCAUUGAGGAGUUGAAACGGAUGUUGUAUGAUGAGAUAAUGAAACCUUUAUAA
Messenger RNA from Lodderomyces theae, 1212 nucleotides. RefSeq names its product mitogen-activated serine/threonine-protein kinase (gene CEK1). Gene Ontology annotation, molecular function: ATP binding; MAP kinase activity. NCBI's taxonomy places the organism in Eukaryota, Fungi, Ascomycota, Pichiomycetes, Serinales, Debaryomycetaceae. Gene Ontology annotation, biological process: protein phosphorylation; intracellular signal transduction. The transcript has a single exon. The coding region runs from base 1 to 1212 and encodes 403 amino acids. Gene Ontology annotation, cellular component: nucleus; cytoplasm. The record is from RefSeq and is a predicted model, not a curated record.